AUGGGCAAAGAUAAGAAAGCAUCCGGCUCCGGCAGCAAGGGCGGCGGCGGAAAGGACGCGGGCAAGGACGCUGGAGGCAAGGACUCUGGCAAGGCCGCCAAGGGCGCUCAGUCGAUUAAUGUUCGGCAUAUUCUGUGCGAGAAACAUGGCAAGAAGGAGGAAGCCCUGGCCAAGAUCCGUGACGGAGCGGAUUUCGGUGCUGUUGCCAGGGAGUAUAGUGAGGAUAAGGCUAGGACUGGCGGAAGUUUGGGUUGGAAGCAAAAGGGUACUUUGGACCCCGAGUUCGAAAGGGUCGCGUUUGCUUUGGAGACGAGCACUACCGGAAAGCCCCAGAUUGGUGAGGCCAAGACGCCCUUUGGCUACCACAUCAUCAUGGUAGAGGGUAAGAAAUGA
Messenger RNA from Sordaria macrospora k-hell, 393 nucleotides. RefSeq lists its product as uncharacterized. The record is from RefSeq and is a predicted model, not a curated record. Lineage: Eukaryota; Fungi; Ascomycota; Sordariomycetes; Sordariales; Sordariaceae. Gene Ontology annotation, molecular function: peptidyl-prolyl cis-trans isomerase activity; DNA binding. Gene Ontology annotation, biological process: rRNA processing. Gene Ontology annotation, cellular component: nucleus.